Molecule: messenger RNA, 8295 nt
Organism: Callithrix jacchus (white-tufted-ear marmoset)
Lineage: Eukaryota; Metazoa; Chordata; Mammalia; Primates; Cebidae
Source: RefSeq, a predicted model, not a curated record
AUGGGCGGCGGCGGCGGCGACGAGCGGGCGGCGGCCCCGGCUCCCCCUCGGCCGGCCUAUCCGCGGCGGAGGAGCGCUCGGGUCCGCGCGACUGUGGCCGCAGCGCCUAACUCACCCCGCCGCGGCCAUGGCGGGCGGCGCCGCGCAGGCCGCCUCCCCCCGCGCUUCUCAGUCAGCGUCCCCUUCCCCGGCGGCGACGGCGGCGGCGGCCUCGACAAGAGGUUCCGGUUCAAGCCGGGGGCACGCGUGUCCGCGCCAGGCAGCGGGGCGAGCCGACGAGUGGGCAGGCAGCGGGCGUGGAAGCAGCCCCUGAGCCCAGCGCGGCGCGGCACGGCCGGGGAGGAUGUUGGCGGCCCUCCCCCUGGCGGCGCGCGCCCCCUCGCCGCAUUCCCCGCCCCGCCCCGCCCCGCCCCUUCCCUCUGCCCUGGAAGCAGAUCGGCGGCCGAGGGGAGGGCCGGGGCGGCGCGGCCCUAUGCGGGUGAGGGGUCGCUACCCGCGGCCGCGCCUCUAGCUGGCGCUGGGGUCGCGGGAAUCGUCGGCGGGAGCUCGAAAUCUGGAGGCCCUUCCCCGCCGGGCCUCGGCCUCCUCCACUCCCCCGGGCCGGACAGGACGGGGCCUAGCGCGGGAUGCGAGGGAGAAGAUUUCGCUCUGUCGCCCAGGCUGGAGGACAGUGGCGCGAUCUUGGCUCACUGCAGCCUCGAACUCCUGGGCUCAAGCGAUUCUCCUGCCUCAGCCUCCAAAGUAGCUGGGACUAUAGGCUCGCGUCACCCCGGCUAAGUGUGGUCAGGAUAGCUGGAAUUCUAGCACCCAGUUUUGAAUGCCAGGUGACCUUGAAGAUGGAAGCCAUGAACUAAGAGAAUGUCCUUGUCUACCGGUGCUUUUCUAGCAGAUGCCUGAGCUCCUGGACAUACUGCUCUAAGGCUGUUUGAGACAGCACGCCUCCUGCCCCCUAAGAUAAAACUCUCUUUAAAGAGCAUCCUGAACUAACAACCUGGACGCCCACUCAAGAGACCUAAUCUGAAAGUUGGUAAUUUCAAAGACGACAUGAGGAUAAAUUUACAAUGACGGGAAGAAACCAGCGUAAAAAAGCUGAGAAUACUCAAAGUCAGAAUGCCUCUCCCUCUAAAGAUGAUCACAGUUCCACAUCGACAAUGGAACAAGGCUUGAUGGAGAAUGAGCGCAUCCCAAUGACGGAAGUACUCUUCAAGGUAUGGAUAAUAACAAACUUCGGUGAGUUAAAAGAACAUGUUGUAGCCCAACGUAAAGAAACUAGGAACUUUGAAAAAAGGUUUGAUGAAAUCCUAUUGAGAAUAGACAACUUAGAGAGGAGUAUGAGUGAAUUAAUGGAACUGACGAAUACAAUACAGGAACUCUGAGAAGUAUGCACAGGUUUAAACACUCGAAUUGUUCAAGCAGAAGAAAGGAUAACAGAGAUCAAAGUCCAACUUAAUGAAAUAAAACGUGAAGAAAAGAUUAGAGAAAAAAGGAUAAAAAGGAAUGAGCAAAGUCUCCAAGAAAUUUGGGACUAUGUGAAAAGACCAAAUUUAUGUUUGAUAGGUGUACCUGAAUGCGACGGAGAGAAUGAAUCCAAGCUGGAAAAUACCCUUCAGGAUAUUAUUCAGGAAAAUUUUCCUAAACUAGCAAAGCAGGUCAAUAUUCAACCCCAGGUAAUACAGAGAACACCACAAAGAUAUUCCUCAAGAAGAGCAACCCCAAGGCACAUAAUCGUUAGAUUCACCAGGGUUGAAACGAAGGAGAAAAUACUAAGGGCAGCCAGAGAGAAAGGUCAGGUUACCCCCAAAGGCAAGCCUAUCAGACUUACAGCAGAUCUCUCAGCAGAAACUCUACAAGCCAGAAGAGAGUGGGGGCCAAUAUUCAACAUCCUCAAAGAACAGAACCUUCAGCCCAGAAUUUCAUAUCCAGCCAAACUAAACUUCACAACUGAAGGAAAAAAUAAAAUCUUUUAUGAACAAGCAAGAACUCAGAGAUUUUAUUACCACCAGGCCUGCUUUACAAGAGCUUCUGAAAGAAGCAUUACACACAGAAAGAAACAACCAGUAUUAGCCUUUCUAAAAAUAUACCAAAAAGUAAAGAGCACCAACAUAAAGAAUAAUUUACACCAACGAAUGGAUCAAACAGCCAGUUAACAUCAAAUGGCAGUAACCCUAAAUUUAAAUCGACUAAAUCCCCCAAUCAAAAGACACAGCCAAAACCCAACGGCAUGUUACAUCCAGACCUGUUUCACAUGCAAGGAUACACAAAGACUCAAAACAAAGGGAUGGAGAAAGAUUUACCAACCAAAUGGAGAGCAAAAAUAAAUAAUAAAUAAAUAAAAAGCAGGAGUUGCAAAUCUCGUAUCGGAUAAAAUAGAUUUUAAAGCAACAAAGAUACAGUGGUAAAAGGAUCAAUGCAACAACAAGAGCUAAUGAUCCUAACACCCAGAUACAUAAAGACUUAGACUCAAUGAGACAGAAAAUUAAUAAGUAUAUCAAGGACUUGAACUCAGAUCCAGAACAAGUAAACUUAAUAAAUAUUUAUAGAGCUCCCCACUUCAAAUACACAAAAUAUACAUUCUUGUCAAUACCACAUCACAUCUACUCAUAAGUUUAAAUGAAACAUUGAUUGGCCAUUAUUAAUACCCAAUUUUUUUCAGAAUAAAGCAAUAUUUCCGUUUACUCUCCCUCUUUCUCAUCCUCUUUCUUCCUCUCCUUUACUUAUUAUUUUUUUUUCUUUCCUUCUCUCAAAAAAAGAAAUCAACUUGUAAACCUCUAGAUCCAGGUCAGCAAUGCCUCCCUCAUUGCUUGAUUUCCUUCCUUCCCUUCCCUCCCUCCCUCCCUUCCCCCUUCUUCCCUUCCUUUCUUCCUUUAUCCCUUCCUUCCUCCCUACCGUCUGCCUUCCCUCCCUUCCUGCCUUCCUCAAGAAAAAAAAAAAAAAAGAGCAUCCUAAAAAGAACCAGAUUUACACACAAAAGCCAGGAUGACUCCUAGCAGACCCUUUGCUACCUGAAAGUUGUUAUGUCAUGUAGAAAAUGAAGAAGGAAAGAAAGAAAAGGAAAAGAACGAGUGAGGACAGUGAGCAGACCAGGGCGUACCAGAGAGACCAGAUCUUCCCAAACAGUUACUGCCGUGACACUUGCUUCACGCUAAAUGACCAGCAGUCUUCCUUUAUGUGUGGGUCUGCCCUUGUGCCUUCUUGGUCCCCCAAACAGGGACAGAGUUCUGCUUGGAGAAGCUGGAAUGGACUGAAAGCCAGGAGAGGGGCUGGUGGAAGUCCAGGCAGGCCUCUCCUCAAGUGGCACCAUCCCAGGAGAUGGAAAUACUGCACAAGGAAGCAAGAUGCCGGGCGCCAGCUUCUAUGCUUUGCUGAAUGACAAAUUCAAUGUGGUUGGCUAGGCACGGUGGCUCACGCCUGUAAUCUCAGCACUUUGAGAGGCCGAGACAGGUGGAUUACUUGAGGUCCGGAGUUUGAGACUAGCCUGGCCAACAUGGUGAAACCCAGUCUCUACUGAAAAUACAAAAAUUAGCUGAGUGUGGUGGCAUGUACCUGUAAUCCCAGCUACUCAGGAGGCUGAGGCAGGAGAAUCACUAGAACCUGGGAGGCAGAGGCUGCAGUGAGCAGAGAUCACACCACUGCACUCCAGCCUGGGUGACAGAGUGAGACUCUGUCUCAAAAAAAAAAAAAAGUGCCAUAUAAAACAUGAAUUUAAAGUACAAAAUUACAUGGGAUAUGUUACUAUACUGGAAACUAACUUUGGAAAAUAGGAGUAGAUUUCCUGCACCCUGUAUCAACUCCUUCUGCAAUAGAAAUGAAACUCACUCUAAAUGAUCCCAGCACAUCUGUGAAUUCGCAUAGGGGGCCAGACUGGCACCACCAUCCACAGGGACAUUACCUCUAAGGAUCAUGUAUCAAGAGCCAGAUGCCAUCAGGAAAUUUCUUUCACCAUUGUCAGCAUAAAGGGCACUAAGCAAGCAUCUUUUCCAAAUGGACAUGUACCCAGAAGUAUCCCCAUAUUCCAGUCCUCAAUACUCAGAAACAGAAAGCUAUGAGAACUGUUCUUUCUUUCUUGCAGGGGUGAAAAUAAGGAGGAUUAGGAAAAUGAAGCCAAGGCAAUGAGCCAUAAGUAGCAAAAACCUCACCUAAUCUUUGUCUUAUUUAACUGGGUAAACAACAGUGCUGACACAAUUAUAUGCCCCCAGAUGCUGCUGUGACAUUACUAGGUUACAGUGAACUCAGUAUCAGCUGAUGCCACUGGAAUAGAUGUGCAGAUUUCCAUAACCAACGUGUUUGCAUCUAAUAUAUAUCUCAUGUUCCUGUCCCCUCACCCUGUCUUGAAGCUGAUUUCAUGUAAUAUCCUCUGGUCUUCAGGGAACAUCUCUCCACAUUUCAAAGAAUAUCAGAUUGUAUUUUUACAGUUUACUCCUUAGCAGGGGGGAAUUAGAGCAUUGACUACAGGAAAAUUUUCUCUUGUACAAUAAACCGAAAGCUUUGUAAACAUAACAUGACAAUUUUCAUUAACGGGCACGUUUACUUUUGGUAUUGCCAGUUAUGUAAGGGGUAAACGUCUUUGGGCAGAAGGACACCUGGCCAUAACCUCUUCCUGACAACUCCAGCUCCAGUUUUCUCCAAGCAAUGUCCAGUUUUACAUUUUUCCAAAAGAAACAAAUGGGAAUGCCUCAUGAAUUGUUCCUGUAGAUUCGUAGUUCAAUGCUACAUGACGCUGUAUAUUAGGUUCCUAAAUGUUGUGUAACAGCAACAGUGAUGGGAGUCACUGCUCUUAGAUCACACUUGCAUUAGUGUCUCUUCCAUCCACCCACUUUUUUUUAAAUUGCAUUUUAGGUUUUGGGGUACAUGUGAAGAACAUGCAAGAUAGUUGCAUAGGUACACACAUGGCAGUGUGAUUUGCUGCCUUCCUCCCCUUCACCUAUAUCUGGCAUUUCUCCCCCUGCUAUCUCUUCCCAACUCCCCACCCCACACUGUCCCUCCCCUAUUCCCCCCAACCGACCCCUGUGUGUAGUGCUCCCCUCCCUGUGUUCACGUGUUCUCAUUGUUCAACACCCGCCUCUGAGUGAGAACAUGCAGUAUUUCAUUUUCUGUUCUUGUGUCAGUUUCUGAGAAUGAUGGUUUCCAGGUUCAUCCAUGUCCCUAGAAAGGACACGAACUCAUCGUUUUUGAUGGCUGCAUAAUAUUCCAUGGUGUGUAUGUGCCACAUUUUCCCUGUCCAGUCUAUCAUUGAAGGACAUCCACCCACCUUUUUUGGCUCUUCUUCCUCUGAUCUCCACUGCCUCGAGGCUCAGCACUUCCUCUAACACCCUAGCGGUUCUCAGCCAGGGCAGUUUUGGCCCCAGGAGACAUUUAUGGUUGUUGCAACUAGAUGAUGCCACUGGCAUUAGUGGAUAGAGGCCAGCAAUUCUGCUAAACAUCCUACAAGGCACCAGGCAGCCCCCACAACAAAAAUGAUCCAGCUCCACAUGCCAAUAGUACUGAGGCUGAGAAACCCUGCACUAUGCUAACCAAACCACUUUUAAUUAAAAGAAGAAAAAAGCCUUUUCAAGAACCUAUAAUGGCUCUUAUUAGAUUAUAAAUUGUAACCUCCUCAGCAACACCCUUCCCAGUCCAUUUCUAACCCACCUGUCACCUGAACUGAGCAAACCUAUGCUGAGCUCCCCAGGUGCAGGAGCUGCGAAGGUACUGAAAGAGGGAAGAGGAAUCGGUGCCUUCAAGAAGCCCACCCACUGGUGCGGGAGACAGAGAACCUGAGCACCUGGCUAGCCCCCAGCAGGUGUCAGGAAUGGUCUUUCCUUUCUUCCUAAUUAGCUCUAAUUCCCGGCUGACUGUGGUGGCUGGGUAAAGAGUGGUGGAACCUAGUCUCUUCCCCACAUCAUAAUCUGUGCUCUUGUCUGUCUUUUAAUCUAUUAGGAAAAUUUGAACAACCAGGGUUUUUUCUAUUUGACAUAUAUCUAUGUCUUUCUUUCUUUCUCUCCUCUUACUCUCCUUCCUUUUCUUUCUUUCUCUCCUUCCUGCCUUCCUUUCUUUCCUCUCUCUUUCUUUCUCUCCUUCCUUUCUUUCCUUCUUUCUUUUUUUCAUUUUCUUUUUAAGAAACAAGGUCUUGCUCUGUCACCCAUGCUGGAGUGCAGUAGUAUAAUCAGGGCUCACUACAGCCUACAAUUCCUGAGCUCAAAUCAUCCUCCUGCCUCAGCCUCCCAAGUAGCUAGGACUACAGGUGUAUGCCACCACACCUAGGUAAUUAUUUUUUGUAGACACAGGAUCUCACUAUGCUUCCCAAGCUGGUCUCAAACUCCUGACCUCAAGCGAUCCUCCUGCCUCGGCUUUUCAAAGUGCUGGGAUUACAGGCAUGAGCCACUGUGCCCAGCCUCCUUGCCUUUAUAAUUUCUAAUAAAUAUUGUUUUGGUUAUACUGAAUAAGCAUACCUUACUUACAAGAAGCUUUUAUGCUAGCACAUCUCAAAAUGUUUUAGCAAUUUUGUACUCAGCCUUAUCUGUUCAUGAUCUGUCUGCUCUUGCUGCUAAUUGAGAAAUUAAUAUUGUUCUCAAUGGCUAUAAUGUAGAUUGAAUUGUUCAGCGACGAUUUUUCAUCCUGAGAUGGCUUUGGGUUCCUGCUUGUUGCUUUUCUUAGGUUGGCUGUUUUGUUCUUCAUUUUAAAAUAUUAACAUGUCGGGCCUGGCAUGGUGGCUCACUACUGUAACCCCAGCACUUUGGGAGGCUGAGGCAGGUGGAUCACCUGAAGUCAGGAGUUUGAGACCACCCUGCCCAACAUGGCAAAACCCCAUCUCUACUAAAAAUAUAAAAAUUAGCCAGGCAUGGUGGUGAGUGCCUGUAAUCCCAGCUACUCAGGAGGCUGAGACAGGAGAAUCUCUUGAACCCAGGAGGUGGAGGCUACAGUGAGCUGAGAUCAUGCCAGUGCACACUCCAGACUGGGUGACAGAGCAAGACUCCAUCUCAAAAAAAAAAAAAAAAAAAAAAAGAUGUCAAUGUAUUAACCGGCUGUUUUGAUAGAAAAAUAGCAAUGAAGGCUGGGAAAGGUGACUCAUGCCUGUAAUCCUAGCACUUUGGGAGGCCAACACAGGCAGAUCACUUGAGCAGAGGAGUUUGAAACCAGCUUGGGCAACAUAUUGAGACCCCAUCUCUACAAAAAAAAACACAAAAAUUAGCUAGGCAUGGUGGCAUGCACCUGUAAGCCUGCAGUCCCAGCUACUCAGGAGGCUGAGGCAGGAGGAUCGCUUGAGCCCAGGGAGGUCAACGCUGCAGUGAGCCGUGAUCGUGCCACUGCUCUCCAGGUCUGGGUAACACAGUGAGAAAACAAAACAAGGACAGCGAUGAAAACAUGCUUCCAAUCAAAAAAAUAAGAGAAGACUGCUAAUUGGCCAGGCUCAGAUAUCCCACGUGUUCACGGAGUAAGUAGAAAUACCAGGCAUGAAAGCUCUGUGCGGCCAAGAGCAUCUGCAGAGUGGUGAUCCUAGUUUGUCGUGGAUUACUUGGAAGUGACUUCAUUUUACCUUCACUCUCCCAGGUGGAUAUAAACAACAUCAUUAUGAAACAUUUCCAGGAAAGUCUUCACACUGUCUCUCAGACAACCCUUUCUAGUGUUAAUGGAAAUAGAUACACAAUUCAACCCAUAUUCACAACUGGGUCUUCCAUCAUGUCUGCAUGCAUUGGCGAUGUAUCUGUUAAACAAGGAAUAUUAUGCUUGUCUUCAGGCAAAAACUGCUCUGAAAGCUAAUGUAUGUUGUAGUUAAGAUCUCAGCCCUGAUGCCAGAUUAUCUGAGUUUGAAUCUUUGUGUGAUUUCUCUAAAGCAUCUUUCCUCCUGUUUAAAUGGGUGUCAUAGUUGGGCGCCGUAGCUCAGGCCUGUCAUCCCAGCACUUCAGGAGGCCAAGGUGGGCGGAUCACUUGAAGUUAGGAGUUGGAGACCAGCCUGGCCAACAUGGUGAAACUUCAUCACUACUAAAAAUACAAAUAUAAAAAAUUAGCCAGGCAUGAUGGUGGGUGCCUGUAAUCCCAGCUACUUAGGAGGCUGAGGCAGGAGAAUCGCUUGAACCCAGGAGGCAGAGGUUAUAGUGAGUUGCGAUCACACCACUGCACUCUAGCCUGGGUGAAGAGUGCCUCCUCCUCACUCCUCUGUCUCAAAAUAUGGAGGGAAGCGCCUUCUCAAAAUAAAUAAAUAAAUAAUGAAUGUGUAUAAUAAUAGGUCCUGUCUCAUCUCAUGGGGUUGUGGUGGGUUCGAAGUUAAUACUGUAAAACACCGAGAACUGGCACAUAAUAAACAUUCAACAAAUGCUG